Molecule: messenger RNA, 1964 nt
Organism: Xenopus laevis (African clawed frog)
Lineage: Eukaryota; Metazoa; Chordata; Amphibia; Anura; Pipidae
Product: trichohyalin
Exons: 2
Coding region: 306-1964 (552 amino acids)
Source: RefSeq, a predicted model, not a curated record
ACAGACUAUAAGAUCCAUAUUGGAGGGGCUGGAAGGCAAACUCCUGGAGAGAGAAGGGGAGCUGGAAGAAGCAGCUGCUGCGUAUGUAUUUUGCAUUUUAUUUUCCUUUCCAAUUAAUGACACAUAAGAAUAUAUAUAAAACAAUGGAUUGAGGCAGUAGGUGUUUUCCAAACAUUGAGUUUCCCAACUCACUGAGCUGAAGCCUUUCUCUACAGCAGAGCAUGAAAUCUACUCAGCUCACUAACCCCCAAUAUUUGUUACGAUAAACAAAGGUUUGUAGCAGGUAUAAAAUUAAUACUCAGAGUAUGUUAUAUUUUUUCCAUCUUUUCCCUUUUAGGACCAGUCAACAAGAAGGAAUCAAGGAAGAAAACAAGCAAGGGGAGCAGCAGGAAGAGGAAAAACAGCAUGAGGAGCGUCAGGAAGAGGAAGAACAGCAGGAGCAGAAGAAGCAGGUAGAGGAGAAGAAGGAGCAGCAGGAGGAGGAGGAGCUGCAGGAAGAGUACAAGAAGGAGCAGGAAGAGGAUGAACAUCAGGGGAAGGAUGAACAUCAAGAAGAGGAUGAACAACAGCAGGAGCUGCAGGAAGAGGAGAAUAAGGAGCAGCAGGAGGAGGAUGAACAUCUGGAAGAGGAGAAGGAGCAGCAAGAGGAGGAUGAACAUCUGGAGGAGCUGCAUAAAGAGGAGAAGAAGCAGCAGGAGGAGGAUGAACAUAUGGAGAAGCAACAGGAAGAGAAGAUGGAGCAGCAGGAGGAGGAUGAACAUCUUGAGGAGCAACAGGAAGAAGAGAAGGAGCAGCAGGUGGAGGAUGAAAAUCUGGAGGAACAGCGAGAAGAGGAGAAGGAGCAGCAGGAGGAGGAUGAACAUCUGGAGGACCUGCAGAAAGAAAAGAAGAAGGAGCAGCAGGAGGAGGAUGAACAACCGGAGGAGCUGCAGGAAGAGCAGAAGAAGGAGCAGGAGGAGGAUGAACAUCAGAAGGAGCUGCAGGAGGAGGAAGAACAACAGCAGGAGGAUGAACAUCUGGAGGAGCAGCAGGAGGAGGAUGAACAUCUGGAGGAGCUGCAUAAAGAGGAGAAGGAGCAGCAGGAGGAGGAUGAACAUAUGGAGAAGCAACAGGAAGAGAAGAUGGAGCAGCAGGAGGAGGAUGAACAUCUUGAGGAGCAACAGGAAGAAGAGAAGGAGCAGCCGGUGGAGGCUGAAAAUCUGGAGGAGCAGCGAGAAGAGGAGAAGGAGCAGCAGGAGGAGGAUGAACAUCUGGAGGACCUGCAGAAAGAGAAGAAGAAGGAGCAGCAGGAGCAGGAUGAACAACAGGAGGAGCUGCAGGAAGAGCAGAAGAAGGAGCAGGAGGAGGAUGAACAUCAGAAGGAGCUGCAGGAGGAGGAAGAACAACAGCAGGAGCUGCAGGAAGAGGAGCAGCAGGAGGAGGAUGAACAUCUGAAGGAGCAGCAGGAGGAGGAUGAACAUCUGGAGGACCUGCAGAAAGAGAAGAAGAAGGAGCAGCAGGAGGAGGAUGAACAACAGGAGGAGCUGCAGGAAGAGCAGAAGAAGGAGCAGAAGGAGGAUGAACAUCAGAAGGAGCUGCAAGAGGAGGAAGAACAACAGCAGGAGCUGCAGGAAGGGGAGAAGAAGGAGCAGCAGGAGGAGGAUGAACAUCUGGAGGAGCAGCAGGAAGGGGAGAAGAAGGAGCAGCAGGAGGAGGAAAAACAUCAGGAGGAGCAGAAGAAAGAAGAGAAAGAUGUUCCUGCUGAAGUAAAACCACGCCUAACCCUGAAAAGAAGGGUUACCAAGAGAUUGCACCGGAUUUGGGUAAUAUAUCGAUUUACUGGCUUUAUCUUUUCAACAUGUCUGCUCACUUUUACUUUCUGGCCUUUAAAAGGGUUGUUCACCUUUGAAUUAAGUUUUAGUAUGGUGUUUCCACCAGAAAGCUCUUCAGGUGUCGUCGACCCACCACUACUCCCUGAUCCCUGA